This is a messenger RNA of Microtus oregoni (creeping vole), 1269 nucleotides long. RefSeq names its product Rh associated glycoprotein (gene Rhag). Gene Ontology annotation, cellular component: plasma membrane. The transcript has 10 exons. Lineage: Eukaryota; Metazoa; Chordata; Mammalia; Rodentia; Cricetidae. Bases 1 to 1269 code for a protein of 422 amino acids. The record is from RefSeq and is a predicted model, not a curated record. Gene Ontology annotation, biological process: ammonium transmembrane transport; ammonium homeostasis. Gene Ontology annotation, molecular function: ammonium channel activity.
AUGAGGUUUAAAUUCUCUCUCAUGGCCAUAGGCCUGGAAGUUAUUAUAAUUGUCUUAUUUGGAUUAUUUGUUGAAUAUGAGACAACCCAGCAGGUCAAUGCUACAAGAUCCCCAAAGACGGACCAAUUUCUUCAGUUGUAUCCCUUAUUCCAGGAUGUGCAUGUCAUGAUAUUCGUUGGGUUUGGCUUCCUCAUGACCUUCCUGAAGAAGUAUGGCUUCAGUGGUGUUGGUUUCAACCUCUUCCUCGCUGCUCUGGGCCUUCAGUGGGGCACGAUUGUGCAGGGACUCCUUCAUGACAAAGGAAAGAAAUUUCACAUUGGAAUCAAAAAUAUGAUAAACGCAGACUUCAGUACAGCCACGGUUCUGAUUUCUUUUGGCGCUGUUCUGGGUAAAACAAGCCCCGUCCAAAUGAUGAUCAUGACAAUUCUAGAAAUUGCUGUCUUUGCUGCCAAUGAACAUCUGGUUACUAGCCUAUUUGAGGCCUCUGACACUGGGGCAUCAAUGACAAUCCAUGCUUUUGGAGCCUACUUUGGCUUAGCUGUAGCAGGUGUCUUAUAUCGGCCUGGCCUCCGAUGGGAACAUAAAAAUGAAGAAUCUGUGUACCACUCUGACUUGUUUGCCAUGAUUGGAACACUUUUCCUUUGGAUAUUUUGGCCCAGCUUUAAUUCAGCCAUUGCUGUAACUGGGGAAAAACAGUACAGGGCCAUUAUCAAUACUUAUUUGUCCCUUGCUGCCUGUGUGAUCGUAGCCUAUGCCUUGUCCAGCCUUGUUGAACGCCGAGGCAGACUGGAUAUGGUUCACAUUCAGAAUGCCACUCUGGCAGGAGGUGUCGCUGUGGGCACAUGUGCAGACAUGGAAAUCCCCCUCUUUGCUGCUAUGGCCAUUGGAAGCAUUGCUGGGAUCAUCUCUGUGCUUGGAUACAAGUUCCUUAGUCCACUGUUAGCUAACAAACUGAUGAUCAAAGAUACAUGUGGAGUCCAUAACCUGCACGGCUUACCUGGUGUCUUCGGAGGCCUUGCCAGCAUUUUGGCCAAAUACUUGGGAAUGUCUACCACAGGUAUGCAGGCAGCAGCCCUGGGUUCCUCCAUUGGCUCAGCAAUUGUUGGCGGUUUGGUUACAGGUCUAAUUCUGAAGUUACCUAUCUGGGAUCAGCCCCCUGAUGAGUACUGCUAUGAUGAUUCUGUUUAUUGGAAGGUUCCCAAGGUCAGAGAACUUGAUCCUCAGUUCUUUCAACAUGCGAAUCACAAUCACCUGGAGCAUGAAGUCUAG